Messenger RNA from Eruca vesicaria subsp. sativa (arugula), 1475 nucleotides. Lineage: Eukaryota; Viridiplantae; Streptophyta; Magnoliopsida; Brassicales; Brassicaceae. The record is from the annotation of a GenBank genome assembly.
AAAAAACUCACGAAAAACCGGAAAGAGUAGUCACGAAGACCCCUGAAAAAAGUCACCAACAUGAUGAGUUUGUGAAAUUACUUGUUUCUCAAAAAACAAUAUGAAAUAAUAAAUUACCAUUUCCUGCUGACUAUAAUCUUUUGACACAUAAAACAUUUCUCUUUAGUAGCGCGACAUCACUCUCCUCAUGUGGUUUGGUUCUAGAUUAUGUCCGGUUCACUGUGCAAUUGCUUUAGUUUUUUGUUUUUGAAACUUUUUUUGUUUGGUUCUCCCCUGUUUUUGUAUCUUGUUUGUGGAAUAAUGUGUUCCUCGCAUCAACCAAAAAUAUGUCCUAAUAUUUGCUAAAUGUUAUCGUCAUCUGGAUUCAUGCUGGUUAUUUCUUUUUGGAUCCGAAAUGUUCAGAUUCAUAUUAAUAUGAAACCUUUUGCUUUUAUGAUUAUGAACACAUUAUUAGGUUGGUAGGAUGUUGGAAAUUCAAUCAGAGAGAUGAUAGUUUGAAAUAACAAAAAAAAAAAAAAACAGUUUGAAACCUUUGGCAUUAAUUAAAAUAUGUUUUGAGCGUAGUUUUUUUUUUUUUGGGUGAAACAAGGUAGUUUAGCUGGAAAUGGGAAGAGAAGUUGUUGAGUCAAUGAACAAAAAUACAUCCAAGGAAAGCGUUCUCGUGCCUCCCAAGAUAGCUGCAGAGGAGGAUUAUGAGGUUAAAGAAUGCACUGAGGAGGAUUCUCUCUCUCAGAAUCACCAAUCUUCUCCUAAUAAUGAUGUGAAGAAGCCGUUGCAGCCUGAGAACAAGAACAGUUUGGAUGAAGAAGAUGAAUCUUCUCUUACUUCUUCUGCUGCAACAUCGUUGAGAAAUGCUAAGCCUAGAGCAGUAACUCAUGGAACCGCUCCACGGUUUAGGAGUGCCCAGCGCGCUGAGAAACGCAAGGAGUACUACCAAAAGCUUGAAGAGAAACACCAAGCAUUAGAAGCUGAAAGAAACGAGCUCGAACAAAGGCAAAAGGCAAAACAAGAAGCAGCCAUAAAAGAGUUAAGAAAAAACCUCAAGUUUAAGGCUAAUCCCGUCCCUAACUUUUAUUACCAAGGACCUCCCGUUAAACCAGAGCUUAAGAAGUUUCCUUUGACGCGUCCAAAGUCGCCAAAACUCAAUAUGUCUAGGAGAAAGAGUUGCGGAGAUUCCAUUAACUCUUCUGGUGAAGACAAUCCGAAGUCAGUCUCUACACAGAACCGAGGCAGCGUCGGCAAAACAGAGUUGAAGCCUGUGAUGUAAAUGAAGAAGAUUCUUCCAUGGAGGAAGGGUUUAGGGUUACCAUAACCUACUACUAUUAUACCGGAAAAAAACCGAACCAAACCUGAUUGUUCAGUUUCACAAUCGUUCUCCUCGAGCGGUUUAUUGAUUGUUUUUUUUUUCUGUUUCACGUUUGUCUCUACUUGAUUUCUGUUUUAAUGUUACGUAACGUUUAAACCUGACAUUGUAU